Messenger RNA from Xyrichtys novacula (pearly razorfish), 7513 nucleotides. Lineage: Eukaryota; Metazoa; Chordata; Actinopteri; Labriformes; Labridae. The record is from the annotation of a GenBank genome assembly.
AAUUACCAUCUGGGGACCUCUGGGUCUGAAAGCUUGCGACAUGUUUCAUUUUUCUGGGAAACUAUAGUUUUCAUAAAUAAUCAGGGCCAACAUGGAAAAAAUAUCUCUUUGUCUAAUUGAUUUUAAAUUGAUUUGUCUUUUUGAUGUAUUUCCUUGUAUCUGUUAAGCACUUUGAAUUGCCUUGUCUAUGAAUGGUGCUAUAUAAAUAAACUUGCCUUGCCUAAUGCAUUUACAUGAUUUUUGAAAGUCUAAUUUCAGUCGAUGGCAAUAUAUCGAUCUACAAUGCCAACAGAACUGAUGAUUUUGCCACAGUGUAAACGGGCAGAUGUGUCAGACUCUCUGAAAUUGAUUUGAUAUGUGAGAUCAGAAUAUAAUACUGUUGUUGUUGCAGAUUAUUGAGCAUUGUAUUGGGGUUUUGACAAAUCAGAAUCAAGUAUUUAUCACAGCAUGAUAAUUAUUCAAGCUGUCAAAUGGCUCAAGAUCUGUCUGCUACAAAAGAAAAAUUACUCAUGAAGUGGCACUUGGUUGUUGUUGUGUCUUUAUCAUCCUGACUUGGUUAACACUCUGUAAUAAUAGAGUGUAUUAGGUAUGAAAUCUACCACAGAAUACAUUAUUUUUAGUGUCUGCAUUUUUAGCCUUUUAUUUCAUAACCCUAUUUAUUGCCCCUCAGUAUAUUCAUCAACAUAUUGCCUCAUACUUCACUGCUUCACACUCCAAACUCAUUUCGCCAAAAGCCAAGGCUAUAAUCCAAAGCUUUGUGAGAUAGAUUUGUGUGAAAACCUUUAUCCACACAGUGGCAAGGGCCUCAGGAGGGCAUGUAUAUAUAUUCAUUCCUCCUUAGGUGUAAGGUCUGCAUCACAACAGGAAGCUGGAUCCAAAGUGACAGGAAACUGGGUAUUGUUAUUUUACUCUGAAUAGAAAGUACAGAAAACCAGAAGGAAAAGGAGAGUUAUAUUUAGUUUUUUGUUUGUUUGUUUUUUUCAGAUCAUACCAUAAUUUUUCUGUCAUAAGGUCAAAAUGGUUUUAAAAAUUCUAUUUUUAAAAGGUACAGUAUGGUAAAGUAAUUUUUAUCAUUUGUUUUAGCAUGUCUGAAAUUACACUGUUUAUUAAUUUAUUUUUUUUGUUUUUAAUUUGCUUGUUCACAUGCAGUCAGGUUCUUUCUGCUUCAUUUUCCAGUCUUUUUGGGACUGGGACAUCUUUCAAAAUCCUAGUGUUGCAGAUGUGUAUUUUUUUUGUGUGAUAAUCAUGAAAUGUAGGAAUGUGUGUGUUUAAGUGCAGAAUCUCAUUAAAACAUCGGUGACAUUGAUUUCUCUUCCAGGAAAUAGAGAUUUAAUAGAAAAUAUGUUAUGUAAUGGUAAAUUCUAUGCUUAUCAAGUUGUGGAAGACAAGAUCUGUUGUUUGUUUUUCCCGUCUGGAACAAUGGUAGUCAAAAUCCAUUUCAGAAAGACUGAGACACUAUUAAAACAGAAUAACAUUUUGGCACCUCUUUGGCUGGCUUUCGUGAAAACCGGUGAGCCAAAAAUUCAGGACCGCUUGCAUAGUUUUUGUUUUCUUCUCUUCUGUAUUUGUAAAGGUUACAGGUGCAGAAGCAUUGUAUUUCCUUAUAAUUUGUAUAUGUGAGAUACAACAGAGAGAAUGUGUGUAAUUGCAUAUACUCUUAAGUAACAAGACAAGCUCAUUUGGAAUGAAAAGAAUUGCUCAGGGCAUGAUCAGGCUCCAGCGGCAGACUCAGACACUACAAACACUACAAACAUAUUUUUCUGUUUGUAUAGAGCAUGUUUGUGUUGCUGGAAUAUGGUGCUGAAUGAGAUUGUUGUUAUUUUCAGUUGUUAUGCAGCAGAGAGACCCUUGAGGAAAAGUCUAGAGACCACUGAUGCAUGGUGACAGUCACCCUUUAAACGAUCUCCACUGUUUUUAAUGCUCUCCAUGGGAAUGAGAUCAUGGCAGGCGAGGGAGCAAAAGAACGGAGAAGGAAUCAUGAGGCUCUUCGAAUCCUCCUCCACAUCCUCCUCCAAAUCUACUUCAGUGUUUCGUCUCACUGCAGGAUGUUCUUGCGGAGCCUCCAGACGACUCACUUUCAAGGAUAAACACAGAUGCAACACACAUACACCAACAUUAAUGCUGGCAUCCAUCAAACAGCUUUAGUUGGACUGAAAAUUCCCCAAACUGACAGGUUUCCAGCAGCUGCUAUUUACUUUACAAAUAGAUUUUUUAAAAUCCAAAAUUAGUGAAGUGCAUCUGUGGGCAGAGCUGCAGUCUGCUGCUCAGCUCUCUCUCUGUGACCCCUGACUGGCCGUGUGUGUGUGUAUGUGUGUUUUUGUAGCCCUCCCAACUGGUAAAUAUCCUCUGGCAGCAUACAUGUUACAUAACUAGACCUCCGAAGCAAUUCAAGCCUCUCAGCAACAGGUAUUAUUACGGUCCCCUCUAUGUGCCAGCGCACAACCGUUCCAGAUAACAGUGCAUGAAUAAUGGAACAGAGUGAGGCUGCACCAAAGUACAUCCCAGCCUCAGAGUUGUCGACAUGAGAAAUGUAACACAAAACUCUUGAAUCAGUGUUGCCCCAAAAGCCUUUUCACUUAGAACAACAGGACCUACUAAUUGGUGUCCCUGCAAACCUGAUAAAGUUCUGAUAGAAUAUCCACUGGGCUCCUCUUUCAGCUAUUCCCUGAAAAUAGCUGUCACAGUAAUUCCAUUGUCAUAAAAGCAUUUGAUUGUGUGAUUUAAAACGACUAUAGCGAAAGGUCAGUCUUUUCCUGCAGAUGUAAGCCUAUGGAAGGAGUUCCCAGUCACUACACACUGAAUGUAAUACUUGGAAAAGUAACAGAAAGAAAACAAUCAAGUGAGAGUGUGUGAGAUAAAACACAAUUACCCCUUAGGCCUUGCUGAAAGAAAAACACUUCCCUUUUAGAGGAAUUCUUAAACCCAACUAGAUAAUUCUCCACCUCCCCUCUCACUCUCUCUCUCGCUCUCCCUCCUUUUCUCUCUGUCACGCACACUUGCUGUCUCCCAGUUUUCUCUCCCUCUUCCUCUUCCUCUCUCUCCUUUAAGUUUAAGCUGGGCUGCUCCUCGGAAUGAUGUCACCCCACUCCUGUGCGGACAUGCAUUCCACCAGCAGCAAGCAUCUCUUUCCAAAGCGCAAGAGCAGCUUUACGCACGGCGAUAUGCGAGCAGAAGGGCGACUGUUCUCAUGGCGCACUGGAUUGUAGAAAAUGUGGUGAUAUUUUCGAGACUUUGUUCGCCCGUCGGGACAACCUGGACCACGCACGAUGACCGCCUUGCCUUUGAAGGAGAUACAGUUAUACAGGUGCACUUUCUUAUGUGGGCAUGAUUCUGGUGGUACUGAUCUGGAGCGUUACGCACGACGUACCUCCACGCGUUAGCGAGAAGCAGCUCAGCGCACCGAGUCUCAGCUGUUUUGAAAAAAGAACUGGGUGCGACACAACCAACAUGAUACGAAAAGACAAACUGGUGUCGGAAUGGAUUUAACCCAGUUAAAUCUGUCGGUGGAAAACAUCUCCAACGAUGAUAACGCCACGGACGCACGGUUCGCCUUUCCACACACGGUUUCAGUCACUGCACUUAUUAUUGUGGUUGUGUCUGUGAUCAUUCUGGUGACUAUUGUGGGUAACGUGUUGGUGAUUGUAGCGGUGCUGACCAGUCGGGCUCUACGUCCGCCACAGAACCUUUUCCUCGUCUCUCUGGCAUCAGCGGACAUCCUGGUGGCCACGCUAGUUAUCCCCUUUUCCCUCGCCAAUGAGGUGAUGGGAUACUGGUACUUUGGGAGUACUUGGUGCGCCUUUUAUCUGGCCUUGGAUGUCCUGUUCUGCACCUCAUCCAUCGUGCACCUGUGCGCCAUCAGCCUGGACCGUUACUGGUCCGUGACAAAGGCGGUCAGCUACAAUCUGAAGCGGACACCAAAGCGCAUCAAGUCCAUGAUCGCCAUAGUGUGGAUAAUAUCUGCUGUCAUCUCGUUUCCCCCUCUCCUCAUGACUAAACAUGAUGAGCGGGAGUGCCUGCUGAACGAUGAGACUUGGUACAUCCUCUCCUCCUGCUUGGUGUCCUUCUUCGCUCCAGGUCUUAUUAUGAUUUUGGUUUACUGUAAGAUCUAUAAGGUGGCCAAACAGCGCUCCUCCACUGUGUUCGUGGCUAAAAACGGACUGGAGAGGCAGCCGUCUCAGUCGGAAACCUGCUUCGUCCGGAAACAGGACCGGUUCGAGAUGGAGAGCCCGAGCAGCCAGAGCUCAGGCAGCAACCAGCCGAGGCAAGGGGAGCUGGAUGACAUUGACCUGGAGGAGAGCUGUUGUGCGUCGGACACCAAACCCCGCAAUAAUCGCUUCACAAAGCGGAGAAAGGUGGAGGGGUCAGACUGCUGCCCUCCUCAGAACUGCCGCCUCUCUUGGGCUUCAGCCCGGGCGUUACAGCUUUACCCGGAGCAGCAGAAGAACCAGGCUCGGAGACAACAGCUGGCUGCCGCAAACAAAACUAAAGUAGCACAGAUGCGGGAGAAACGGUUCACUUUCGUGCUGGCGGUGGUGAUGGGGGUGUUUGUGCUCUGCUGGUUCCCCUUUUUCUUCACUUACAGCCUCCGUGCGAUCUGCAGAGACAGUUGUUACAUCCCUGGCGCACUUUUUAACCUCUUCUUUUGGAUCGGUUACUGUAACAGCUCUGUGAACCCCAUAAUAUACACUAUUUUUAACAGAGACUUCAGGAAAGCCUUCAAGAAAAUUAUUUGCAGGACUUCCAAACGCACAUAAAUACAUUUAGGGCUCUCUGGACAAAUGUCUGUUUGGCCUCAUUUUCCCAGCAGUGCUGCCAGGGGAGAAAUGAUAUUAUUAGGACUUAUGUCUUGGCUGACUGUUUUCCCUUACAAAGAUAAUGUUAUUGUAACUACUGUCAAACUGAAAAAAAAACCCUUCAGUGUUAUGUACAAAUACAUCCAGAGUCUAUGAAUAAAAUGUAAAGUUGAGCCAAAAAUAAGACAAAUAUUUUAUUGUUGUAAGUGUUGCAGAUAUGGUUUGAAAUGAAAUUAUUUGAUGCAUUUGUGCAUCUGGAAUAUAAUAUAUAGGUCAGUGUAUAAUUUGUCCUGCAAACUUCUCCCUCUGAACAAGAAAUCCCUGGAUUGGAUCAAUCUUUUAUUCUGUCACAAGCAGGAAGAAAAAGCUCCUUCAGAGAAAAUUGAAUGUAGCUGGAUUCCUGCUGCGGAGGCUGCUUCAAAGUGAGUGUUUUGUGGUGAAAUAUAAAGAAGAUUGAUCCCGUAUCUAUAAGAUAUGAGCUGAGGAAUAAAGAAGCAGGUGUUGCCUGUGGGUGUGCGUCAUAUAGGAAACACUAAAUUGAAUUCUUGGAAUGAUUCAAAGAUAGUUUUAUCAUAACGUGCAGAAUACUGCAUGGCUGAAAUAUUUGGCAUUAUCACAACUUAUUAUUUGUUUUUUCAUGCUGCAGUGAAGCGCUCAGCCACUUCUUAUCAUUGAACCCCCAAACUUACAUAAGAGUCUAAUCUCACAGCCUGACCAAAAACAUUACACCAGCUCUCAGCAGAACAAUGACUGAACCAAGGCCAGCGUGUGCUAAAUCUGCAGGAUAAAUCGGUGUAUUUCAUUUCAACACCUCAAUAAAUAUUUAAACCUUGUGUGAUUACAAUUCUGCUACAUAACUUGGUCUCAGAGUCAUGGGACAGAGAUCAGACUGGGGUUACACUGUCCAGGACACAUAACCCUCAUUGUGUUGAGAAAACCUCCCUUUCAUGUGCCAUUCUGUUGCAAAUUAAAUGUUGGAAUAGUGAGCAAAAAUCCAGUAGCUUUGACUUAACUGUGAAAACCCUGAGCAUGCUAGAGAAGGAUGCGCACAUGUGCCACAAAAAUAAAAUAGUCCUGCCUCCUCGUUCUUAAAAAUAACAUCUCUGGACACAGUUAUCACUGGUGGAUCUGAACUUUCAUCUAGUUUCAAAUCCUCAUGAUUCAUUGAAGGAUCUUUGCAGAAGCCAAGCGUCAGGCUGUAAUCCUCUGCUUUCUAAAGCUACAUCAUCUGUGAAUAUACAAGAAAUUAUGGUUUCAGCCUCUUUCUUAUCUAUAAUGCAUAUACAGGAAGGAAAUAUUAUGGCAAGAUCUAAGUGAUAUAUAUAUGUAUGAACUGCACUUUUCCCAUACAUUAUCAGACUGUGGUCAGUUCAUGAUGCAUUUGGGAUAAAAACUGUGUGUGAAAUGUCAAAGAUAUGAUGAAACAUGUAUGCAAAGCCUGGUGCUUUUCUGGGAAAACAGGGGUUAGGGAAAGGAUGGCUAACCAGCUCUAUAUCAGCUUAUUGUCUCCAUGAGGGGUGCACUAUUUAUAUCCUCUUAGGAAUGUCUUCAAAGAGCUCCUACUGCUUACUGGCCCCUCACCAAAAAUAACUGUCCCGACUGAAGGGUGUCAUGCUGAAAAAGAAUUUCAAAAAAGUUUGAUGAAUUGUGUUUCUGCCCGUCCUGAUGAAAGAACGUUGUUAAAAUAUCAUCAAGGGAAACAAGUGAAGGUGGAUGCUUGCUCCCUUUUCUACCUCUUUCUUUCUUUCUUUCUUUCUUGACAGGCAGCAUCAUUUUAUUCACGAAUAAAAUUAGACAGAAGUAGGGCUCAUCCAAGGAAGAAAACUUUAUCUCCAAGGGAUUCUCAAACUCUUGAAACAAAUGAAAUGUCUGGGCCAAGAUGUGCUCAGAAGAGACAGCAAAAUGAGCUUUGCAUCUUUGUUUUCAUCUUGAAGACUUACUAGGGUGGAAGUGAUGUUAAUUGGGAUUUGUAUACUGUAAUGGGAUGUUGCUGCGUUACAUGUAACUUAAUUUCUCUUGAGAGCACAGCCAUCACUCUUAAUACUUGUUGCAUUGUCAGAUGAGGAAAUAUUUACAUAAACACUCCUGUAAUUUUCUUCCCCAUAGUAAACUGAUUAAUAUCCAACAAGACAAGCUAGUCCCAUGUUAAAUCUCACUUCCCAAUUCAAUUAUCUUUUUAAUCAACUGCUCCACAUGCAGCCACAGUGGAGCGCAGUACUUUUAGUUUUCUGUAACACACCUCAGCUGUGUGAUGUCUUUUGUUUCAUGAGGCAGGUGGAUUUGUCGACUGUAAUGAGGUUUUGAUUGGAACAACUGUAUAUUUUUUCAAUCAUUACAUAAGGCAGCUAUUCGGAGACCUUUUUUUUUAAACCAUAAACUGAAGGCACAGUAUCCCUGUGAGGGAAGUUAACCACACGUCACUGUUUCUUCUACAGAUUGUAGACACACGUAUCUAUGAAAUUUUGUUCAUGAGUCUAUAUCAAGCUGAAGUUGUUUAUUUUGCUCACAUCAGUGAAGUUGAGAGUUGAAGAAACCUGGUCAGGGAACUUUUUUCCACAUAGUCUUCGAAGUCCACAGACCUGCACCACACAUGUGCAGGCGGCCCAGGUUAGAGUCCAUCCUUUGGCUCCUGGACUGCAUGACACAUUUCUUUCCUGCUUCCUGCUCUGCUUCUGUCCUUUCCUCUGUCAAUAAAAAGCCAGAAAAGCUCAAAAGUAAAA